GCGGAAAAACCUAGGUAGCCUAUAGCAGUAGAGAAGAGGUUGAAGUACAUCUGGGACAAGAAUUCAUUUGCGGAAGAACCACAUCUCACAACGGAACGGGAUUUUCCUUCUAGUUCUGCAGAUUAUUUGCGCUGAGACCUAAUUACAGGCCAAAUGCUCGUGUAAUGUGUUAGUUUGCUGUUUGAUAAUCGUGAAAUCACGCAGCAGAUAUAAGGGAGCUCCGGCAAGACUGAGAUUUUUGAGACUGAUGAUCAAUUGAACGGAUUUGCAGUGGGGUUGCCUGAUAAUAACGAUCUGAAGAUGUCUGCCGCCAAGAGCAGUCAGCAGCAAGUGCCCACAGGGUCCAAGCAGACCGAACUGGACCAAAUCUGGGGUGACCUGCGGGAAGGUAUCGAGCAGGUUUACAGCAGAAAGUCAAUGUCCAAAACAAGAUACAUGGAGCUCUAUACGCAUGUAUAUAAUUACUGCACGAAUGUCAACCAAAACAACAGUGCAAGCAGAAGCGAGAGCCGAACAGGGGCUCUCAGCAAGAAUAAGAAGACCCAGAUGUCUGGUGGUGCCCAGUUAGUUGGAUUGGAACUCUACAAGAGGCUUAGGGAUUUUCUGAAAAAGUAUCUUGUCAAAUUGCUAGAAGAUGGAAAUGACCUUAUGGAUGAAGAUGUACUUACUUUUUACACACGACAGUGGGAAGAGUACCAGUUUAGCUCCAAGGUUCUCAAUGGUGUCUGCGCAUACCUUAAUAGACACUGGGUUAGAAGAGAAUGUGAGGAAGGAAGAAAGGGGAUUUUCGAAAUUUACCAGUUAGCCCUUGUUACGUGGAGGGAAUACCUCUUCAGCAAGUUGAAUAAGCAAGUGACCAGUGCCGUUUUGAAACUCAUCGAUCGUGAACGCAAUGGAGAGACAAUUAAUACUCGACUGGUUAGCGGUGUCAUUAACUGUUACGUUGAGCUUGGGCUCAAUGAUGAGGACCCUGGAGCCAGAGGGCCGAUUCUCUCUGUUUACAAAGAUUCAUUUGAAGACCGCUUCUUCGAAGAUACUGCCCAUUUCUACUCUAGGGAAAGCAGCGACUUCUUGCUCCACAAUCCUUUCACCGAGUACAUGAAAAAGGCCGAGCAACGCCUUCUCGAGGAACAGAAAAGGGUGAAGGUGUACUUGCAUGAAACAACUUUGGAGCGCCUGGCCAAGACGUGCGAAAACGAACUCAUCCAGAAGCAUUUGGAGCUGUUCCAUGAAGAGUUCAAAGCUCUCCUUGACCAGAACAAGGAUGAUGACUUGGGACGAAUGUAUUCGCUUGUGGCUCGAAUCGCGGACGGCCUGGGUGUGCUGCGCACUCUGCUUGAGCAACACAUUUACACUCAAGGCCUGGAAGCCAUUGAGAAGUGCGGCGAGUCUGCUGUCAAUGACCCUAAGGUUUAUGUCAGCACCGUGUUAGCCGUGCACAAGAAGUACAACGCGUUGGUGUUGACCGCGUUCAAUAACGACUCUGGUUUCGUGGCUGCUCUUGACAAAGCUUGUGGGCGAUUCAUCAACAUCAAUGCUGUCACCAGGAGUGCCAACGCAUCGUCCAAGUCGCCAGAGCUGCUGGCAAAGUUCUGCGACCACCUGCUGAAGAAGAGUUCGAAGAAUCCCGAGGAAGCUGAGCUAGAAGAUACCUUGAACCAAGUGAUGGUCGUGUUCAAGUACAUAGAAGACAAGGACGUCUUCCAGAAGUUCUACUCGAAAAUGCUGGCAAAGCGUCUGGUUCAGCACAUGUCAGCAAGCGAUGAUGCUGAGUCAUCAAUGAUCUCUAAACUGAAACAGGCUUGCGGCUUUGAGUACACUUCAAAGCUGCAACGCAUGUUCCAGGACAUUGGUCUUUCACGAGAUUUGAACGAGCAGUUCAGGAAGCAUUUAAUGAACACCAAUGAGACCCCGGACAUCGAUUUCAGUAUCCAGGUGCUGUCCUCGGGCUCCUGGCCCUUCCAGCAGUCGUUCAGCUUUUCACUCCCCACGGAGCUGGAGCGUAGCGUCCAUAGGUUCACCAACUUCUACAGCGCGCAGCAUUCUGGCCGCAAACUCAGCUGGCUGUACAACAUGUCCAAGGGCGAGUUGGUCACCAACUGCUUCAAAAAUAGGUUCGUCCUUUUUGGCCAACGCAUUUUUGUUGCUUAUGUUGCAUUAUAUUCUAGAUAUACGCUGCAAGCAUCCACUUUCCAAAUGGCAGUGCUUCUGCAGUUCAACAGCGCUUCCUCAUGGACCCUUGGGCAGCUAGAGGAGCACACUCAAAUCAAACACGAUUUUCUGGUUCAGGUUGUGUGCAUUCUGCUACGAGCGAAAUUGCUGACCACAGAGGAAGAUGAGUCGGAACUUCAAAGCAGUUCGGUUAUGUCUCUCUACCUGGGUUACAACAACAAAAAAUUGCGAGUGAACAUCAACGUGCCGAUGAAAACUGAAUUGAGAGUCGAGGAGGAGGCUACCCACAAGCAUAUUGAGGAAGACCGGAAACUCCUCAUUCAAGCCGCCGUGGUGCGAAUUAUGAAAAUGCGGAAGGUCCUCAAACAUCAGCAGCUAGUUGCAGAAGUAUUGAAUCAGCUCUCACCCAGAUUUAAGCCUAGAGUUCAUGUGAUUAAGAAAUGUAUUGACAUAUUGAUCGAAAAGGAGUAUCUGGAACGAACCGAGGGCCAGAAGGACACAUACAGCUACUUGGCGUGAGGUUUGACUGAGGGUGCUAAAAGGAAAGGAUUUGAAUUCAAAAUUAUCUAACCAUAAAAACUAUUUUAUCUAAAUUGGAGCAGUUGAGUUUCAAGGUGGCUGGCUACCUAACUGAUGAACUGAACAGCCUCAUAUUUGCUUUUUGCGGCAGCCUCUAAAGCUAAUUUAUAUCUUGCCUUAAACGUACAUGUGCGCCUAUAGUUUUUACCCACUUAAUCUCAUCUAGUUUAGCGAAACUCGGGACAGAUUAAUGUUAUGCCCAGGAGAACAAAAGGUUUGUCUAAAAAAAAGUCAUAAUUGCAGAGGUCAGGGUGAUACAAAUUAAAAAAAAACGUAUUUCUUUUCGAUUUAUUUGUUAAUUGUCAAUGCACUUAUUUUUUUGUUUUGCGGUGUCCUUGCAAUUUUAAAAAUCAAAUCUUUCCCCCAAACAAUGAUUUUCACAAAUCGAAUAAAUUUAAUUGUAAAUAGAA
Cloeon dipterum is the source of this 3161-nucleotide messenger RNA. It is a transcript of the gene Cul1, whose product is annotated as cullin 1. Gene Ontology annotation, molecular function: protein-macromolecule adaptor activity; ubiquitin protein ligase binding. The transcript has 11 exons. Gene Ontology annotation, cellular component: SCF ubiquitin ligase complex. Gene Ontology annotation, biological process: SCF-dependent proteasomal ubiquitin-dependent protein catabolic process; protein ubiquitination. Bases 301 to 2691 code for a protein of 796 amino acids. NCBI's taxonomy places the organism in Eukaryota, Metazoa, Arthropoda, Insecta, Ephemeroptera, Baetidae. The record is from RefSeq and is a predicted model, not a curated record.